Tauraco erythrolophus (red-crested turaco) is the source of this 2003-nucleotide messenger RNA. Lineage: Eukaryota; Metazoa; Chordata; Aves; Musophagiformes; Musophagidae. The record is from RefSeq and is a predicted model, not a curated record.
AUCUACAAUGGUUAAACACCGAGGGUCCUAUUUCUCUUCACAAAGACCUUUGUGGAAAAGUUGUGGUGUUGGAUUUCUUUACUUACUGCUGCAUCAAUUGCUUGCACCUGCUGCCUGAUCUCCACGCGUUAGAGCACCAGUACUCUGAUAAAGAUGGUCUUAUUAUUGUUGGUGUCCAUUCAGCGAAAUUCCCAAACGAAAAAGUUCUGGAUAACAUUAAAAGUGCCAUUCUGAGGUAUAAUAUUGUCCACCCUGUGGUAAAUGAUGCAGAAGCAACACUGUGGCAUGAACUGGAAGUGUCCUGCUGGCCAACUCUGGUCAUUCUUGGACCUCGUGGAAAUAUGCUCUUUUCACUUGUUGGAGAGGGACACAGAGAGAAGUUGUUUUUAUUCACUUCUGUAACACUGAAAUUCUACAAGGAGAGAGGACAAAUCAAAGAUAACAACAUUGGAAUAAAACUGUACAGAGACUCCCUCCCACCUUCUCCUCUGCUCUUUCCUGGCAAAGUGACUGUAGAUGAUUCAGGAGAAAGGCUGGUAAUAGCAGACACUGGACAUCAUAGGAUUUUGGUUACUCGAAAAAAUGGACAGAUUCUACACACUAUUGGAGGUCCAAAGAGUGGAAGGAGAGAUGGACGAUUUUCAGAGGCAGCUUUCAACUCACCACAGGGGAUCGCUAUAAAAAAUAAUGUUAUUUAUGUAGCUGAUACCGAAAAUCACCUAAUUAGAAAGAUUGACCUGGAAUUAGAGAUGGUGACCACUGUAGCAGGCAUUGGGAUACAAGGUGUUGAUAAGGAAGGUGGAGCAAAAGGUGAAGAGCAACCUAUCAGCUCUCCGUGGGAUGUGGUCAUCGGGAAUUCAGUUUCAGGGACCCAGGAUGUUUUAUGGAUAGCAAUGGCAGGCACUCAUCAGGUAUGGGCCCUGAUGUUGGAAAGUGGAAAACUACCAAAGGGAAGUGAUUUAAAGAAAGGAGUCUGCCUUCGGUUCGCUGGGAGUGGAAAUGAAGAGAACAGAAACAACGCGUAUCCCCAUAAGGCAGGCUUUGCACAGCCUUCGGGUCUCUCUCUGGCUUCCGAGGAACCAUGGAACUGCCUUUUUGUAGCGGAUAGUGAGAGCAGCACUUUGCGAACUGUCUCUCUGAAAGACGGAGCAGUGAAGCACCUUGUAGGAGGAGAGAGAGAUCCAUUGAAUCUGUUUGCCUUUGGUGAUGUGGAUGGAGCCGGCAUAAAUGCAAAGCUACAGCAUCCCUUAGGAGUAACAUGGGACAAGAAAAGAAAGCUACUCUAUGUGGCAGAUUCCUAUAAUCAUAAGAUUAAGGUUGUAGAUCCCAAGAUGAAGAACUGUGCUACCCUGGCAGGCACAGGAGAAGCAAGCAAUGUUACUGGUUCCAGCUUUACACAGUCGACUUUUAAUGAACCAGGAGGUUUGUGUGUUGAAGAAAAUGGCCGCUUGAUGUAUGUUGCAGACACAAAUAAUCAUCAGAUUAAAGUGCUGGAUUUGGAAACAAAAAUUCUUUCCAUGUUGCCUAUCCUGAAUCCAGAAGCAUGUGAUGUUCCAGAUAACGUGCCUGUGCAAAUGGAUAAAAUAAACCUGCCAAAACUGCCUAAAUCUGCACCAAAUGUUCAACUUCCUUCACUUACUGUAGCUCCUGGCCAGAUGGUUCAGUUUUUAUUAAAGUUGACUCUUCCUCCAGAUUCAAAACUGAAUGAAGAAGCACCCAAUACCUGGUUUAUCACAGCAGAAGACAAUAAUACCUGGUUGCUUCAAGGACAGCAUCUAUCUGGAGAAAUCAAGGAUGUUUCCUGUGAAACUAUUAUUCCUUUUCAGUUACCCAAGAGCUGUCUGUCAUCUGUAGCUAUCCUGGCUGUCAAAGUGUGCCUCUACUAUUGCAGCAAGGGUAGCAGUGCCUGUAUGAUGAAAGGAAUCUCAUUCAGUCAGCCUUUACAGAUAGCUAGUACAAACCAAGGCAGCUUGAUUCAGGUCAAACUGAUACAUGUGUUUUAA